Molecule: messenger RNA, 510 nt
Organism: Knipowitschia caucasica
Lineage: Eukaryota; Metazoa; Chordata; Actinopteri; Gobiiformes; Gobiidae
Source: the annotation of a GenBank genome assembly
AUGUGCCCUGUGCCCUGUGCGCAUGCGCGAGCAGUUGAUCACUACGGUAAGUGUGAGUGGACAAAAAGCGGUGUGACGUCUCCAGAGCUGUGUCAGAGGGAGCAGCGUCUCCUGUCGGAGCUGUGUCAGAGGAAGCAGCGUCUGCAGUCAGAACUGUGUCAUAGGGAGCAGCGUCUGCAGUCAGAGCUGUGUCAGAGGGAGCAGCGUCUGCAGUCAGAACUGUGUCAGAGGGAGCAGCGUCUGCAGUCAGAGCUGUGUCAGAGGGAGCAGCGUCUGCAGUCAGAGCUGUGUCAGAGAGAGCAGCGUCUGCAGUCAGAACUGUGUCAGAGGGAGCAGCGUCUCCAGUCGGAGCUGUGUCAGAGGGAGCAGCGUCUGCAGUCAGAGCUGUGCCAGAAGGAGCAGCGUCUGCAGUCAGAGCUGUGUCAGAGACAGACACACGCACACACACAGAAUGAGCAUCUCACUGUGAACUGUGAGACUGUGCUGGAGGUUCUUUAUGCAGACUCUUAA